This is a messenger RNA of Cyphellophora attinorum, 1716 nucleotides long. RefSeq names its product Dicarboxylic amino acid permease. Gene Ontology annotation, molecular function: amino acid transmembrane transporter activity. The record is from RefSeq and is a predicted model, not a curated record. Bases 1 to 1716 code for a protein of 571 amino acids. NCBI's taxonomy places the organism in Eukaryota, Fungi, Ascomycota, Eurotiomycetes, Chaetothyriales, Cyphellophoraceae. Gene Ontology annotation, cellular component: membrane. The transcript is spliced from 3 exons. Gene Ontology annotation, biological process: amino acid transmembrane transport.
AUGGCGGAAUACCGUAAAGAGGGCAGCUCAUCGCCAGAAGGCCACGACUAUGAUCACGACAAGGCACAGUACACGAGCGAGCAGCACCGUGUCACUCCUGACGGAGUGCGCGUACACGGUAUUGAGUAUGAGGAAGGUCGAGCGCUACACCGUGGUCUCAAGGCUCGCCACAUUACUAUGAUAGCCAUUGGUGGUGCGAUUGGUACUGGUCUCAUCAUCGGUACCGGUGCUGCAUUGGCUCGAGGUGGUCCUGCUUCCAUUUUCAUCACCUACUCGAUCGCUGGUUUCAUGGUCUACUUGGUCAUGUGCGCCCUCGGCGAGAUGGCUGCUUGGCUACCACUUUCCUCCGGCUUUACUGGUUAUGCUACACGGUUCUGCGAUCCCGCUCUCGGUUUUGCGGUUGGGUGGACAUACUACUUCAAGUACAUCAUUAUCACGCCCGCUCAAUUGACUGCUGCCGCUCUGGUGAUCAAAUACUGGAAUACCUCGAUCAACCCGGGCGUCUGGAUUACCAUCUUUUUGGUCUGCAUCAUUGCUAUCAACUGGUUUGGUAUCAAAUUCUUCGGUGAAUUUGAGUUCUGGCUCUCAUCGAUCAAGGUUGUUGUUAUCGUUGGCGUCAUUCUACUGUCACUCAUCCUCGCCCUUGGAGGCGGGCCAGAUCACGAUCGUAAGGGAUUCAGGUACUGGAACGAUCCCGGAGCUUUCGCUGAGUAUAUCGACGAUGGCGACGCAGGAAGAUUCUACGGCUUGUGGUCCUGCAUGGUGUCUGCCGUCUUCGCUUACUCAGGAACGGAACUGGUGGGUGUGACUUUUGCAGAGGCACAGAACCCUCGCAAGACCAUCCCAAAAGCAAUCAGACUCACCUUCUACCGAAUCUUGUUCUUCUACAUCGCUUCCGUCAUCCUUCUCGGAAUGCUGGUCCCCUACAAUUCCAAGGAGCUGGCCUUUGCUAACAAGUCCUCGAACUCGGCUGCUGCUUCGCCAUACGUGGUCGCAAUCAAGCUGGCAGGUAUUAAGGUCCUACCUGGACUUCUUAACGGAUGUAUCUGUUUAUUCGUCUUCUCAGCCGCCAACUCCGAUCUCUACAUCGCUUCCAGGACGAUCUACGGUCUUGCAUCUGAAGGUCGUGCUCCUUCUAUCUUCGUCCGGACGAAUGCUCGCGGCUUGCCAUACGUUGGCCUGGGAGUGUCUGCCAUGUUCUGUCUGCUCGCCUACAUGAAUGUCACGGACGACUCGCGGACUGUCUUUAUCUACUUCCAGAACUUGACAACCAUUUUCGGUCUCGAGACGUGGAUCUCCAUCUUGGUCACGCACAUCUUCUUCGUCAAGGCUCGCAAAGCUCAGGGUAUUCCCAACUCAGCCAUGCCCUAUGUCGCGCCACUUGGAAUCUGGGGCUCGUACUUCUCGCUCUUCCUCUGCAUCAUUGUGGCCUUCACCAAGAACUUCGCCGCUUUCACUCACGGUUCGUGGGGAGAUUUCGACUACAAGACCUUCAUCACCGGAUAUCUUGGAAUCCCUCUCUACCUCAUCUUGAUCUUCGGCUAUAAGUUCUGGACCAAGUGCGCCCGUGUUACUGCGCACGACGCCGAUUUCUACACAGGCAAGGAUAUCAUCGAUCGCGAGGAGGAGGAGUUCUUGGCGAGGAAAGCCGCCAUGCAAUCCGGCAAGAAGGAUGGAAGCUGGUUCUACAGACACUUUGUCUCAUGGUUGUUCUAG